Australozyma saopauloensis is the source of this 1245-nucleotide messenger RNA. RefSeq lists its product as uncharacterized. Gene Ontology annotation, biological process: ribosomal large subunit biogenesis; rRNA processing. Gene Ontology annotation, cellular component: nucleolus; preribosome, large subunit precursor; nuclear periphery. Bases 1 to 1245 code for a protein of 414 amino acids. NCBI's taxonomy places the organism in Eukaryota, Fungi, Ascomycota, Pichiomycetes, Serinales, Metschnikowiaceae. The transcript has a single exon. The record is from RefSeq and is a predicted model, not a curated record.
AUGAGUAAAGGAAAAUUGAGGGUUGCUCUCAAAAACAAGAAGAUUAUCGAUGCCUCUGCUGAGCAGAAAAAGCCUAAGGCCUCUGUUCCAAAACUCGAGAAGCCAGUCCUUCAAGAGGUCGAGCCAGAGCUGGACGAAGAAACCGAGCUCGCAGAAUUGCAAGAACUCAGAGAAUUGCAAGCCAAAGAAACCACUUCCAAGAAAGAGAAGCGUAGAUUGAAGAAGCUCAUGGACACUUACGGCGAACGUUUGUCCCAAAUGGAGGCUGAAGAAGUCGUUGAAGACGAGGAGGACGAAGAGGUUGAGGAAGAUUUUGACUACAAGAAAUUAGCUGACAGUGAGGAUGAUGAGGAUGAGGAUGAGGAUGAAGACGAGGAAGAAGAGGAAGAGGAGACAAAGCAAGCUGAUAUCGAGAAGGAGGAGCAAAAGGAGGAUGAAGACGAGGAAGAGGAGGACCCUGAGGCCGAGGAGGAAGAUGUCGCAUUAUCUGACGCUGAGCUAGACUCCGACGGAGAUGUCGUGCCACACAGCAAGCUCACGAUAAAUAAUAUCGGAGCCCUUAAAGAGUCUCUUGCCAGAAUACAACUUCCUUGGGACAAGCACGCAUUCACUGAACAUCAAUCUAUCAUGAGCGCUGAGAGAGCCGAGGAGGGUAUUAAAGAUAUCUACGACGAUACUGAGAGAGAGCUUGCAUUCUAUAAACAGGCAUUGGAUGCCGCUAAACAAGGUAAAGCCAACUUGUUGAAGUUGAAGGUUCCAUUCACCAGACCUCUAGAUUACUUUGCUGAGAUGGUCAAGAGUGACGAGCACAUGGACAAGUUGAAGAGCAAGUUGUUGAAGGAGGCUGCUGACAUCAAGGCUACUGAGGACGCCAAGAAGCAGAGACAGCUCAAGAAGUUCGGAAAGAAGGUGAUGCACGAGACUUUACAAGAGAGAGCUAAACAAAAGAAGGAUACCUUGGAGAAGAUCAAGUCUUUGAAGAAGAAGAGAUCUUCUAACGAGAUCUCCAAUGAUGACGACUUCCAGAUUGCCUUGGAAGAGGCCACCGCCGAGGAUGAGAGACCUAAGAGACACAAGCCUAACGGCAAGAGAAUGGCCAAAGACUCCAAGUACGGCUUUGGUGGCAUGAAGAGGGGCCUGAGAAGGAACGAUGCUGACUCUUCUGCUGACAUCUACGACAAAGGUAAGGGUAAAGGAAAGGGCAAGUCAGUCAGACCUGGCAAGAGUAAGAGAGGUAGACGUUAA